Cygnus atratus (black swan) is the source of this 4167-nucleotide messenger RNA. RefSeq names its product adenosylhomocysteinase like 2 (gene AHCYL2). Gene Ontology annotation, biological process: L-methionine cycle. The transcript has 17 exons. The coding region runs from base 47 to 1663 and encodes 538 amino acids. Gene Ontology annotation, cellular component: cytosol. Lineage: Eukaryota; Metazoa; Chordata; Aves; Anseriformes; Anatidae. The record is from RefSeq and is a predicted model, not a curated record.
CCCGGUCGCCGCCGCCGCCGCCGCCAGGGUGCCUCAGGCCUCGGCCAUGAAGCGCAGCGACCCGCUGCUGCCCCAGCACCGGCACCACCACGGCGCCGGCGGCGGCGGCGGCGACAACAACGGCGGCGGCGCGGCCGAGGCGCUCGUCAGCCCCGACGGCACCGUCACCGAGGCGCCGCGCACCGUUAAGAAGAUCCAGUUUGCCGACCAAAAGCAGGAAUUCAACAAGCGCCCGACGAAGAUCGGCCGCCGCUCGCUGUCCCGCUCCAUCUCGCAGUCGUCGACCGACAGCUACAGCUCAGCUGCCUCCUACACAGACAGCUCCGACGAUGAGACCUCCCCCCGCGACAAGCAGCAGAAGAACUCCAAAGGCAGCAGCGAUUUCUGCGUGAAAAACAUCAAGCAGGCGGAGUUUGGGCGCCGAGAGAUCGAAAUUGCUGAACAAGAAAUGCCUGCGCUGAUGGCUUUGAGGAAGAGAGCUCAGGGAGAGAAGCCGCUGGCUGGGGCCAAGAUCGUGGGCUGCACGCACAUCACAGCACAGACAGCCGUCCUGAUGGAGACCCUGGGUGCGCUGGGUGCCCAGUGCCGAUGGGCUGCAUGCAACAUUUACUCUACUCUCAACGAAGUGGCUGCUGCCCUCGCCGAGAGCGGGUUCCCUGUCUUCGCCUGGAAGGGAGAAUCCGAAGACGACUUCUGGUGGUGCAUCGAUCGCUGCGUCAAUGUCGAAGGAUGGCAGCCCAACAUGAUCCUGGAUGACGGAGGCGACCUCACGCACUGGAUUUACAAGAAAUACCCCAACAUGUUUAAGAAGAUCAAGGGGAUAGUGGAGGAGAGCGUGACCGGUGUCCACAGGCUGUACCAGUUGUCUAAAGCCGGGAAGCUCUGCGUGCCAGCCAUGAACGUCAACGACUCGGUCACGAAGCAGAAGUUCGACAACCUGUACUGCUGCAGGGAGUCCAUCCUGGACGGCCUUAAGAGGACAACAGACAUGAUGUUUGGAGGGAAGCAGGUCGUGGUUUGUGGCUACGGGGAGGUAGGAAAGGGCUGCUGCGCGGCGCUGAAGGCCAUGGGCUCCAUCGUGUACGUGACUGAGAUCGAUCCCAUCUGCGCCCUGCAGGCCUGCAUGGACGGAUUCCGGCUCGUGAAACUCAACGAAGUCAUCAGGCAGGUUGACAUCGUCAUCACCUGCACAGGCAACAAGAACGUGGUGACCAGGGAGCACCUGGACCGGAUGAAGAACAGCUGCAUCGUCUGCAACAUGGGGCACUCCAACACGGAGAUCGACGUGGCGAGCCUGCGCACACCGGAGCUGACCUGGGAGAGGGUGAGGUCCCAGGUGGACCACGUCAUCUGGCCAGACGGGAAAAGAAUAGUCCUCCUGGCGGAGGGCCGCCUGCUGAACCUGAGCUGCUCCACCGUCCCCACCUUCGUGCUCUCCAUCACUGCCACCACGCAGGCUCUGGCUUUGAUAGAGCUGUACAACGCUCCCGAGGGCCGCUACAAGCAAGAUGUCUACUUGCUGCCUAAGAAGAUGGACGAAUACGUGGCGAGCCUCCACCUCCCGACGUUUGACGCGCACCUGACAGAGCUCACCGACGAGCAAGCCAAGUACCUGGGGCUGAACAAGAACGGGCCCUUCAAACCCAACUACUACAGGUAUUAAAGUUCCUGCUGCCGUAGCCAGAAUCGUAAGGAACAAGAACCCAAGUCUUUUCUCAACUACUGUACAGGAUGAAACAGUGCAAGCUUCCUAAGUUAGAGCCGGGCUUGCUCAUGUAGUAGACAGUGUGUUAGGUUAUUUAUUUAUUAAAUUAGAAUACUGUACAUGCGGCCUCUGCCACUGGUGUUUGUACUGCCAUGGGACUGGGAGACGGUUGAUUCCUUUCCGUUUGUUUCAUUUUUCUCUUUCGGUUGUUCUUUUCCGGGGCUGGGAGGAUGGGGAGCGAGUGCUGCGGGGCGAGGAAGAAGCUGCUGGAGCCGAUUUGCUGCAGGGCACCGCACGCCGUCCGCUGUCACCGCUGCUCCGACGCGUGCAGGCAGAGGGGAGGUGGAGGCUGCGCCCUGCUUCUGGUCCCGGCCGCUUCUUCCAGCAGAGUGCAAUCCCCAGCAGCUGCAGGGACUGGAGAGGGCAUGCAGGGCAGGAGAGUGCUGGGACUUCAUCUCCCAUGCUGUUGGAAAUGCAGUGAAAAAACGUGUCUGUUCUGGAUGCUGCUGAUGGGCUGGUGGAGAAGCAGCGAACUGACCGGCGACCGCUGGGGAAACCGCUCGGAAAUCUGCUCAGCUGCCCCCGGGACAGAUCUGCCAGCGCCUCGGUGAACUUCGCCUUCGCUCUGCUGAAAGCUGUAAGGAAGGGUCCGAGCCCUGCCCCGAGGAUGUGUCAGGAGCCGGCAGCAGAGCGGUGCCAGGUCCGGCAGCCCCCCGAAGACGUGGAGGUGGUGGCGUGGAUGCAGCCCUGCUCCCCGCCGAGCCGCUCCGCGGCGUUGUCCUGCUGCUUCCAUUCCGAGUGCCAACCUUUUGCCGUGCAACCAAAGCUAUUUUCCUCGUGGGGCCUUGCACCGCCACUGACGGAUGCUGCUCACGCUUCUCCGAAAUGCAGCCAGAGCGCGCCAGGUCUCAGUCCUCCCUGGGAGUCUUUGGAGUCUGAUUUUCUGGUAAUAUUUGUCCAUUAUCGUGAUAAAUCAGGAAAUCCCCUUCGAGUGUAGGAGAUGUACUCCGGAGUAAUCCCCACCCCGAUUCUGUGCACGGGGCAGAGGGUCGCAAGCAGAGCUCAGAAUCACUAAAACCCUUCAGUAGCAUCAAAUCUUGACGUCUUAGAGUCGACGGACAGCAAAUUUGGCACCGCUGCCUGUCGGAGCCCUGGACGUCCUGCCCCAACGCUGCGACCAGCCCCGCGCUCCCCAGGCGCGUCUCACCGGUGUCGCUUACGGCUCGCCCCGAGAACAUGGCCCUUGUAAAGUGAAUUUGCUGACCUUGGGAGCACAAAAGCCUUUCGUUUAUCCUGUGGUUGCUGCUUCGGUGCCAGAGUCCCCCAUGAGAUCCUCGUUUUGUCCUCGCAGGCUUCGUGAAGACUCCCCUGAGGCAGCUCGUUCACGCACAAGGAAGGAGAAGCCGUGGCACCGCGGUCCCUGCGGCCACGUCCUCCGCGCAGCUCCUGGCGGCGAGGCCUCGCUCAGCUUCUCCGCAAGGCGCUCGCCUCCAGGGCAGGCUUUCUCCUUCACUUUCUUAUUCCGAGUUUCUCUGAAAUUUGUCAAAACGAGAGAAGCGAGGGACGCGUCGUGGACCAGUCGCUAACCACGAACUCGAAAUUCUCUCUACUCGCAACUCUUAUCCAGAUCCAAAAUUCUGGGAAGAGUGCACCGAGCUGCUGCAGAUUUUGUGGUCGGGUCUUUCCCAGGGCUGGGACGGUGGCAGCCCGCCCCGCAACCCAGGGCUCUGCUGUACCCCAUAGCCCAAAAAUCCCGCUCCCAGCCCGGCGUGCCCAGGGUGCUCGUGAUGCCUUCGCCUCGCACGACGGCAGCAAUGCUUUAAUUCCCUCGGGGAUGGCGGCUGCAGGGUCGUGCUGAGCGUCCUUCGGGUCCCCGACGCAGCCGAUUCUGCCCCGAGGAAGCUCGCCCGCCGCCGUCCGUCGCUUGCGCAGCACGCGGUGGUGCUGGCCUCGUCCGCCAAGUCGCUCGUGCCGAUUUUUUAAGCCCGAUUUAUCUUCCAGGUAGAUAGGAGAAAAUAAAUAAAUAAGUGAAAAUCGCCCCACCUGGCUUUUCUCCCCCUCGAUUUUUAAAGCUCUUCUCCAUGUCGUUCCGCUUCUGUAAGCUUUUUUGCUUGCUUGGCUUUUCCUAAUCAAUCUGGAAUCAUAUUCUGUGAUCAUCUCUAAAUUAAACGUGUAAUGGGUUUGGGUUUUGGUUUUUCUCUUUUUUUUUUAAUGUAACGCAUUUUUAAAGAAUUAGGAAAAGGAGAUUUAGGUAACACCAGCAAAAUUGUAUAAGGAAAAUAAUUCUGUUCUGAACUUCACAGCGAGACAAAACUGUCAUCAGCCUGCAGUGGGGAAACGAAAACUUUGCAAUCGUAACAUUUUCAAAAGGAUGUUUUAAAUAUUAAUGUAUGAGUGAUUGUAUUAGAUCAGCAAUAAAGACUCUGUAAUCUCAAAACACAAAUAAAACAUUGGAAAAACGA